Aspergillus steynii IBT 23096 is the source of this 952-nucleotide messenger RNA. RefSeq lists its product as uncharacterized. The record is from RefSeq and is a predicted model, not a curated record. The coding region runs from base 115 to 666 and encodes 183 amino acids. The transcript has a single exon. NCBI's taxonomy places the organism in Eukaryota, Fungi, Ascomycota, Eurotiomycetes, Eurotiales, Aspergillaceae.
AUGUCUCAAGUUGAAAAAAAAUGGAAAAUGGAAAAUGGAAAUUAAAAAAUAGCGCCGGAGAGGGAGAACGCAAGGCAGAGAGAGAGAGAAAAAAGAAAUUAAAUAAAAUUCCAAAUGAAGACCGAAAUUCGAAUAAAAAGAAAAGAGAGCAGAGGAAAACAUCCAAAACCAAAAAGCAAAAUGGCAUUAGACGCAAGAAAAUUAAAAAAUCCCCAUCAUGUGCUCUGGGGAUGUUGUGGAUGGCGCUGGAAGUGCUUCGUUCUACUGCGGGAAUCGCCUCCCAAGCUGUGGAACGAGUCGCGAUUCAGGUGGCCAAUAAUUUCCAGGGCCCAAAGCAGAGGCUGGAUCUGGUGCUACAGAGAGGGGGGAACAGCUGCAACGAAAGUGUUAGUGGCUACAACGCUUGACAGCCGGGGGUUGAAAUCGGCCGGAAAGCUGCAGGUCUGGUCGGCCAUUGGCACCGGCCACAACCCAAGAGACAAAGCGCCAGCGUUUCUGGGAUGGCGACUCUCCUGGCAGCUUCCUGGAACGUCCUCAAUGGUCUUUCAUUCUAUCCUGCAGAUCAUCAAGCCCUUUCCCGCUUCCCCGGCCAGCCGGAACCUUGAAACGAGGUGUAGACGGCGCGGUGGCACCGUCACAGUCCCUCCUGUGCCCCUUAUUCCGUGAAGACAAUGCGCCUAGCGUGUGGCACCGGGGAGGAGAGGGAAAAAAAGAAAAAAGAAAAGAAAAAGGGCCCUGAAGGCCCUGGGCCACGUGACCGCUCGAGAAGAGCGGUGGCGAAGGCAAUCGACGGUCGUUUGGACGCCGGACGGGAAGAUGAAGCCCAAGGGAGACGAAGCUGGAUGGGAAGUGAAAAUAAGAGUGCGAUGGCGGCGUCACACGUGGGGGCGAUGACAGGCGCAUUAUGUACUUGGACGGCCGGCAGAUGAUGUGUCUUAGCUCUGGGUUGAUC